AGUAGGUAAAGGGGAUUAUUAUCUCGUACCAUACUGUAAAUGUCCCUAUCAGCUGACACGUACCACCACUAGGUUGAUUACAGUGUUGUCCUGUCAUCCCUUACAAUCAAACGUGGAUGGUGCUUUAUCCUUGGUGAUUGAUUUGAGUUCACCGGAUGCACUGGCCACUCACAGACCUGGUGUGUGUGCAUGCAGCAGUAUGGAUCUGACGAGGCUUCCAAUGGAGAACGACCGCCGCUCUCUUUCAACAUGUCCAGCCCUUUACCCGUGGCUCCUUCACGGUUAAGGGUGUUCGCUCAGGAGAGGCGAACACUCCCUCAUUCGAGAGUAAUGGUGUUUUUUUCGGCCGCUAGUGAGGCUGGAAAACCAGGCGAUGCAAUGUCUAGUGCAGGCUCUGUGAAGGGUGAUUUCCGAAAGCGAUCCACUCCCGCACCGAACCUAAAUCUGGGCAAGUCUCUCAGCACCACGUUAAACGCAUCUCCAGAGUUUCCUGAGGUAAUUUCUCUCAAUGUGGGUGGCACCUACUUCACCACCCGUCUGUCCACAUUACGGCGCUAUGAAGACACCAUGCUCGCCGCCAUGUUCAGUGGACGCCAUCAUAUCCCACGUGAUGCUGAAGGUUGCUUCUUCAUUGACCGGGAUGGGGCAUAUUUCAGGGACAUCCUGAACUUCCUGCGCGAGGGCGAGCUACCUCAGAGGGAUCAUGUGAGGGCGGUACAUAGGGAGGCCCUGUACUAUGCUAUUGGUCCACUGUUAGACAGCUUGGAGGACACUCAGCCUCUCACAGGAGAGAAAGUCCGCCAGGCCUUCCUCGAUCUCCUGCCCUACUACAAGGAUAAUCUGGAGCGCAUCGUGGAGAUCGCCAAGCUGCGGGCCAUGCAGAGGAAGGCACGCUUCGCCAAGCUGAAGAUCUGCGUGUACAAGGAGGAGAUGCCCAUCACGCCGUACGAGCGGCCACUCUUCAACUCACUGCGCUUUGAGCGCACGGAGAGCGAGGCCAAACUGUUUGAACACCACUGUGAGGUGGACGUGUCGUUCGGGCCCUGGGAGGCGGUGGCGGAUGUUUACGACUUGCUCCACUGCAUUGUCAGCGACCUGGCGGAGCGCGGCAUCACUGCCGACCAGCAAUGCAUCGGCGUCUGCGACAAACACCUCAUCAACCACUACUACUGCAAGAGGCCAAUCUAUGAGUUCAAGAUCACAUGGUGGUAAAGCAAGGGGAAGACAGAACUCUCUCCCUUCCUGUCUGUCGCUGUGUUUUUUGUUGUGAGGUGGACUUGUGUUGUAAUAGGCUGACUGAUCUCCUUCCUGGUCCCUCAGGUUGAGAGAGAAAAUGGGUUGUCAAUGUUAUUCCCCCUUUUCAAGAACUGAAACCUAUGAAGUGCUGAGUUUAUAGAAAGGAGCAAGUCGGACAGUUGUUGUUCUGUUUCCUUAUUGAAUAGUUGUGACCAAUGUUUUUUCUUUCUGUUUCUUUUUUUAUAAACAGCAUUAACCUAGGCUCUCAUUGGCUGUUUUAUUGUGUUAAACUCUGGGAGUUUUUUGUGCUCAUCCAAGCUUGAGGACCAUCAAGUUUUUCAGAAAAGGGUCAAGUUAAUCUCAUAUUGUGAUUACAGUGUUGUCUGUCUCUUUGGUUUAAUUCCUAUUUAUGCUAUUAUGUUUUCUACGCUUUGCGUUUCUCUGUUAGCCACUUUGAUGGUCGCGAGAGAAAGCCUUCACAAAUUAACUGGAUGCAAUUUAGCAAGCUGAUGAAAUAUUUCUCAUCUACAUGAAGAGUAAAUGUCUAUUAUUGUUACUGAUGCUGGUAUUUUCUGUCACUUACUCUCCCAUAAACCUUUAGAAGUUCUAGGUUAGAGACACAAGUAAAUGUAGAUGUUCUUUGCUAUACGUCUAUAUGUCUGUGAUCAGCAAGGUUUUGGAAAGUCAUUAUCUUUUUACUAUUCCAGUUUGAUAGACCCAAAGUCAACUAGAGAGUUUAAAAUCAAAUAGGUUAAAGGGGCAUGGGCAAAGUUAUUUUACUUCAGUUGCCUCAUGAGAGAUCCAAGAUAUUGCUUUUUUUUUUACUGGAAAUGUUUCUUGCAGGUGAAAAUUAUGCAUCUUCUUUUUGUAAAAAGAAUUCCUGGUGGUGACCCUACUGCCCCAGAAUGUAUGUCUCUGAAGGGGUUUCUAUAGCAGAUGGAACAUUGAAAUUUGCUGCUAAAGGUAAUUUACACUUAAAAAGCUUUUGUCAAUUUAGCAGAUUUUUACGAUACUUUACAUUUAUCUGAUAUUUGCCAUUAAAUUAUUGAAUAAUCUUCUUUUGCAGCAUGACAUAGAUUAGUCACACAAGUUUCAUAGAUCAUUUUAUAUGACAUAUUUCUACUGAUUUAAACAAAUUCAGCUUAAGUGCCUUUUCUUAAGGGCAACUGUUACACUUACAUGGAGUUUAAACCAGGAAACCACACAAUAUUUCUAAUCAAGGACUGCAGUGACAGUAUUGUCACCUCCUCCGUGGGUUGUUUUCUUUCUUGUUCCCCAUGUUGUUGUUUAGUUAUUUAGUGAAUAUGUAUUAGAUUUUCAGAUGUCAUAAUAUGUCCAUUUUAAUUACAUUUUCAUAGAAUAGGCUACAAAUUCGAGUUUUAGAGGGAUUAUGUGCAAUUUACUGUUUGUACAGCACCUGUAUUUCUGUUGUCAAAAAAUGUAUGUGAAUCCAUUACUUUGAUAGUUUUCAGAAGGUAAUACAAUUACAACAACACAAUACUGUAUGUCCAGGCGGCUGGGGUUAUCCAGUAUAGGCUCAUUAAUGCUUUAAAACAGAACAAACAAUAAGGUACGCCAGGUAGAUCAAGAUGAAGUCUUGUUUUGUGCUAUUGAUGUGAUGUCUCUGACACAAUUUGAGUAUUGACUUAGAUAAUGUGACUGUCUUUUCCCUCUGUUUAACUGUGAUUCUAGGACUAGGUUGAGUCAUUGACAAAAAGUGUGAAGAGUUAACACUUUCUUACCGAUGGAUGUCAAUUGAUUGGAUUUAGUUGAUUUUAUGAAGCCUGUCACAGAUAGAGGCUUCAAUCUUUUAAGAUUCAAUUGAAGGGAUGGUUUGGGGUUAAAAUAAUCCCAUUUUAUUUAUUUAUUUCAGCAUUUAAGGCAAAUUUGACUUCAUGAACGUUCCAGGCACCUUAUUGAAGUUUCUCCCCUGGCUGGUGAAUGUCUUUUGCAGAUCCCAUAGCUGGCCAAUGUUGUCUAGGCUGAUCAUGGCAUGGGAAAGUUGAAAAACAAUGCACAGCUAGACCAGUGGCCUACUAUUAAGUUUACAAGAGUAAUAUCUUGCUUUAACAUACAUACUGCAUUAUUUGUUGUAAUGCUAUGAUGUAUUGUGCUAAUAGUAAGUCGUGUAUAUUUUUUGUUUUUAUAACAAGGUUCAAAUACAGUUUGUUUUUUGACUGUAUAAAAUUAUCAGUCUCUGUUAAUAAUGUUAUGCAAACAAUGUGCCAAUGUUUCAAGUUGCCAAAUGCAGUACUACCAUGAAAUGAACCAAGCAACCUAAACUGAAAACAUGUGGAUGGAGACCCAGACCUGGGAUCAGUUGCUGAUCUGUCAUUGAAACCAAGCUCAUCUGUGUCAUUCAGCAGUGCAACAACUUGGCACUUAUCACAUUUUUGUGACCACAUUUGGCCAGGGUGUCACCUCUCUCUCUGCUUCUUGGCAGUUAUCUGUGUCUUAUUCAUCAUAAGCCUAAUAAUAAAGUUGAUCUAGCUUCAA
Molecule: messenger RNA, 3732 nt
Organism: Oncorhynchus tshawytscha (Chinook salmon)
Lineage: Eukaryota; Metazoa; Chordata; Actinopteri; Salmoniformes; Salmonidae
Product: BTB/POZ domain-containing protein KCTD7
Exons: 4
Coding region: 190-1212 (340 amino acids)
Biological process (GO): protein homooligomerization
Molecular function (GO): protein binding
Source: RefSeq, a predicted model, not a curated record